Loxodonta africana (African savanna elephant) is the source of this 1060-nucleotide messenger RNA. It is a transcript of the gene DOK6, whose product is annotated as docking protein 6. Gene Ontology annotation, biological process: positive regulation of MAPK cascade; Ras protein signal transduction; cell surface receptor protein tyrosine kinase signaling pathway. The coding region runs from base 1 to 996 and encodes 331 amino acids. Lineage: Eukaryota; Metazoa; Chordata; Mammalia; Proboscidea; Elephantidae. Gene Ontology annotation, cellular component: cytoplasm. The transcript is spliced from 8 exons. The record is from RefSeq and is a predicted model, not a curated record.
AUGGCCUCCAACUUUAACGACAUAGUCAAGCAGGGCUACGUGAAGCUCCGCAGCAGGAAGCUGGGGAUUUUCAGACGAUGCUGGUUGGUUUUCAAGAAGGCUUCCAGCAAAGGACCCAGAAGACUAGAAAAAUUUCCAGAUGAAAAGGCAGCUUAUUUCAGAAACUUCCAUAAGGUAACUGAACUGCACAACAUCAAAAACAUAACGAGACUGCCUCGAGAGACAAAGAAGCAUGCAGUGGCGAUUAUUUUUCACGAUGAAACGUCAAAGACAUUUGCCUGCGAGUCAGAGCUGGAGGCCGAGGAGUGGUGCAAACACCUCUGCAUGGAAUGUCUGGGGACCCGGCUGAACGACAUCAGCCUGGGAGAGCCGGACCUGCUGGCGGCAGGCGUGCAGCGUGAGCAGAAUGAACGAUUCAAUGUGUACCUUAUGCCUACACCUAAUCUGGAUAUUUAUGGUGAAUGUACAAUGCAGAUCACUCAUGAGAAUAUCUAUCUCUGGGAUAUCCACAAUGCCAAGGUCAAACUGGUGAUGUGGCCUCUCAGCUCGUUGAGGAGAUAUGGUCGGGACUCAACGUGGUUCACGUUUGAGUCAGGAAGAAUGUGUGACACGGGAGAAGGACUGUUCACCUUUCAAACAAGGGAAGGGGAGAUGAUCUACCAGAAGGUCCAUUCUGCAACACUGGCCAUAGCUGAGCAACAUGAAAGGUUGAUGCUAGAAAUGGAACAGAAGGCCCGGCUUCAGACAAGCUUGACUGAACCCAUGACGUUAUCCAAAUCCAUCUCUCUUCCUCGAAGUGCAUACUGGCAUCACAUCACACGCCAGAACAGCGUCGGAGAAAUCUACAGUUUGCAAGGUCACGGGUUUGGUUCCUCGAAGAUGUCUCGUGCGCAGACAUUUCCCAGCUACACGUCGGAGCAGGGUGACGAGACCCAGCAGCCGCUGUCGAGAUCUAGCAGCUAUGGGUUCAGCUACAGCUCCAGCCUCAUCCAAUGACAUGCAGGGAGCCACUGCCAGCCAGAGAGACAGUCUGCCCCGGACCCGCCUGGAGGUCAAGAAA